This is a messenger RNA of Myxocyprinus asiaticus (Chinese sucker), 2495 nucleotides long. Its product is annotated as glycoprotein-N-acetylgalactosamine 3-beta-galactosyltransferase 1-B-like. The record is from RefSeq and is a predicted model, not a curated record. Gene Ontology annotation, cellular component: membrane. NCBI's taxonomy places the organism in Eukaryota, Metazoa, Chordata, Actinopteri, Cypriniformes, Catostomidae. The transcript has 3 exons. Gene Ontology annotation, molecular function: N-acetylgalactosaminide beta-1,3-galactosyltransferase activity. The coding region runs from base 1058 to 2200 and encodes 380 amino acids.
CAUGCAAUGCCAAGUGUACUGAGUUGUAAGAGAACUCUUUAACGUUUGACGUCACUGUAUAACAUUUACACCAUUGGUAUUGCAAUCUGAAAAAACAUAACAUUUGUACAGAAAUAACUUUUGAAAACUUACAUCAAACGUGAUUUAAAUAAAUAACAUAUUACAAGACAUAUGUGGAGCCAUUUCACUACUUAUAAACAAAAACUGAACCGAAAAUAAUCUCAGAAUACAAUGGCUAAGGGGGCGGCCGCCAUUUUGGCCCAUUCACUUGCAUUGAAUGACAGUUACACUCAUUAAACGGGGGAAACUCAAACUUUAGAAAACUCGACACAUCUUUUAAACUAACGAAUUAUUUGACAUGAAACCCAAAGUAGAUGAAGCUUAAUAUAUUUUGACAUGAGAUAUGUUGUAUUUUACAACUUUCACAUUGAACAAACAAAGGCGUGGCUUGUCAGCGUCUGAAAGUUUCCGUGCCACUAACAUCGGUAAGCAGCGCCCCCUUGUGGCUGCAGCAGUACUGACUCAUUAAAAACAGAAAAACGGCUCAGACAAAUAAAUAAUUUUAAUACAAAAUAAACAUUCCUUUUUAAACAAAAAUGUGACCAUACAUUUGUGUGUGUCACAUGAUGUUGGACAAUGUUUGCGAAAGCAUAUUCCGUUUCCUAAUCAAAUAUCUGCCUAUCGUGUUUUUGUUUAUUUUAUUUUUUAAAUAACGACCAUUAAGUUAAACUAAAUUUGCCUGUUCACACGCAUAUCUGUCAGUAGUAUUUGUGUCCUGAUAUGACGACAUAUCUUAUCAGGGCUGCUGUAUUGCUUUGUUGUCUCAAAUUCAGGGGCUGUUUGUCAUUUAAAUCUGUCAUAAGGAUUAUGGAAUGACUGUCACACAGACUGAAUGCGUUUAAUAGCAGAAUGAUUUUCGGUAUUUUGGAUUAAUUAUAUUUUUAAAAAAUGACAGGAUUUGAUCAAUACUGUGCCAUCCUCUGCUUGUAGUAGUAAGUCCUCCUUGUUUCUGUGGAUCGUUGCUCUGAGGUAGAAGUUUCUCUAGACAGAGCUCGCCAUGAAAGCUGUCGGCGCGCGCUCCUCGUUCUACGUGGGUUUUCUGUUGGGCACGUGCAGUCUGUACCUGUUCCUGCGUCAGUUUGGGUUCGCGCGGAACUUCGCGUCUCGUGAGCCCGAGGCCCACGAAAAAAGCCUGCAGGAGAUGUUGGAAGACGAAGGCAAGAACUGGAAGAAGGAGAGAUCAGCUCUUUUCAACCUCAACCACCCGCACCAUACAGGUGAGGAUGGAACAAUAGCUGAUGCUCUCUACAAGCGUGUACGUAUUCUAUGUUGGGUUAUGACUGGUCCUAAUAACCUUGAGAAGAAAGCUCGGCAUGUAAAAGCCACAUGGAGUAGGCACUGCAAUAUUGUGGUCUUCAUAAGCUCUGUGGAUGACUCAGAUUUUCCAACGGUUGGACUGAACACCAAGGAGGGUCGGGAUCAGUUGUACUGGAAAACCAUUCGAGCAUUCCACUAUGUCAUGGAGAAACACGGGGAUGAGGCAGACUGGUUCCUCAAAGCAGAUGAUGACACUUAUGUGAUUGUAGACAACCUGCGAUGGGUUCUGGCCAGUCACUCACCAGACAACCCAGUGUAUUUUGGACGGAGGUUUAAGCCCUACGUGAAACAGGGCUACAUGAGUGGCGGUGCUGGCUAUGUGCUCAGUAAAGAGGCGCUGAAGAGGUUUGUAGAAGGGUUUAGAACCAAAGUGUGCACGCACACUUCCUCUGUGGAGGACCUAGCCAUGGGCCGGUGUAUGGAGAAGAUGGGCGUUUUGGCAGGAGAUUCCAGAGACACCAUACAAAGAGAAACGUUCCAUCCUUUCGUACCUGAGUCCCAUCUCGCUGGCACAUUUCCAAAGACCUUCUGGUAUUGGAAGUACAGUUAUUACCCCAUUGUGCAGGGGCCCCACUGUUGUUCAGAUUUGGCUGUUUCUUUCCACUAUGUGGACGCAUCACACAUGUACCUGCUGGAAUACUACACUUACCACUUACGUGCCUUUGGCUACAAAUACCGCUAUCAGCCCCCUGAACCCAAAGUCAUACAAGACUUCAAUUCCCCAGUUCCAGACAAACUGGAGAUUGGAGACUCAGAGCAAGAGCAGGUGGUAGAAGCACAGGAAGAGGAAGACAAAGCCCCUGAAACUGAUGAAAAGUUAUAGCAGCUUUUUGUUUCUGACUUUUUUUAAACAAUAACAUUUGAAAUCUUCCAAAAGAAGUCUUUUUUUACUUUGUCUUGAAAGGCCUUUAUUGUGCCACAGAAAUGUAUGCAUGUAUGUGUGGUUUAAUGAGCUAGUACUGUGUGGAAGGGUGUUCCUCUUAAUGCAUUUGUAUGUGAAUGUCUAGAUAUUUGUAAAACAAUACAGAAUUGUAUUAAAUGAAAGUUGACAGAGCCUGCCUUAACAGUAUAAUAACAUGGGGAAAUUUUCUAUAAUUUUCUUUUUUUUUUUUUUUUUU